CUACUGCAGUGUCGUGUGCGAAGAAAGCGAAAGUUACCCUGUCACUGUCCCUAGCAUUCCGUGGCACAGGGAGAAACAGAAAAUAAUUUAAAUUGUAACUAUCAACACUCCAUCCGGAUGUCUCUUUCACGAAUUAGUGGGAGUCUUGUUGCAGCUGUUGUCGGCGACUGCAUCGGAGCUCUUUUUGAAGGAUCGUCGUGUGUUGAACUUGCUAGCGUGCUUGGUGAAGUCGAGAAAAUUGAAUCAGCAUGGAAAAAGAAGAAGAAAUCUGAUAAUAAAUUUGAGGGAAAAAAGCCACUUAAAUCUGAAGUUCCAAUGUUGACCUAUACUGAUGACACUGCCAUGGCUCGCUGUAUAGCUGCUUCGAUAAUCCAUCAUAACGGACUAGAUGAUAAAGAUUUAGCAAGACGGUUUUCAGAAGAGUAUGACCGGCAACCACACCGAGGGUAUGGUGGCAGUGUCAUCAACGUCCUGAAAGCGUUGAAAGAUCCAAAUCUUAAGGAUAUCUUUCAACCAGCUAGACAACAGUUUCAUGGUUCUGGGUCUUAUGGAAAUGGAGGUGCAAUGAGAAUUGCCCCAAUUGGUCUGUUCUGUCUUAAUAAGGAUUUUUCGGUGCUGAAGGAUUUAACCACGAGAGCCACUCAGCUGACACAUACCCAUCCUGAAGCAGUGGUUGGUGCUAUCUUGCAGUCACACAGUGUUCAACUGGCCCUUUCCCUGGACAACACAAAGCCUCUUGAUACUGAUCACUUUUUAAAUACUUUGCAUGAAAGCCUAAAUCCUAUAGAGAGUGAAUUCUUCCAACGCUGUGAAAAGAAUGCAGAUGAAAAAGAAACUGAGGGAGAAAGGAAAUUUCCAUACUCCACGAAACUCGAAAUCAUCAGAGAUUUCCUUCGCAGAGAUGUUGGCACUGAUGAAGUAGAUGAGAAGUUAGGUAGAGACAUAUCAGCAUUAGGUUCUGUACCCACUGCUGUCUACUGCUUUCUCAAAGGAUCUCAGAAGUCUGUUCCUGGAAUUGAGGAAAAGACACCUGUGGAGCAAGCUAUCCUAUACGCCAUUUCUCUUGGAGGAGACACAGAUACCAUAGCAACUAUGGCUGGUGCUGUUGCUGGAGCUUUCUAUGGACUUGACUUAAUACCAGAGUCAUGGCAGGAUUCUUGUGAAGGAGUGACCGAUGCUAAAAAGUUUGCAGAACAAAUUUGGCAACUUGUACAAUCAACAUCAUAAAAAUUUUCAAGAAUGCUUGUUGAAAAAAUAUUUUUUAAAAAACCUUUUAUUUAAAAUAAUCUAGACUUUUGAUGCUUUUGUGUGAGACCAUUCUGAUAAAAAUGUGAAAGAAUAAAAUAAAUCUACUUCUUCAUUAGAUAACUGAUUACUCGCAUGUUCAAGCUUAUCUAAUGAAUGCUUCAGUUACAUACUUGUGUGUUGUACUCACCUUUAUAUAAUCCUAUAUAGCAUAUAUUGCAUGCCUCCAACUUACGAGCAGGUUCCAUUCCAUGAGGCUGUUCUUAUGUACUUUUGUUUGAAAGUCGGUACUGAGAUGGAUAUGUGUUAUGGUUAUAGCAUGGUACACGUAGAACCAUCUCUACUUUCGGAUGCACUGAUACAAUAAUUUUCAGUUGUUUUUAAUGUGCUUGAACAACCUUCAAGCACAUGAAAAUAAAGUUUAUAAUAGUUUAUAAUGAAAAUGCUGCCGGAACCACAUGGGCCCAACUGAGGGGGGCUGCCCAAAACCGGGUUCGCUGGCGAGGUGUUGUUGCGGCCCUAUGCUCCUUGAGGAGUAACAAGGAAUGAUGAUGAUGAUAUAAUGAAAAUAAAGUGUAUAAUAGUUUAUAAUUACAGUACAUGUAUAAACUAAACUUUAAACUUGAAAGACAAUCCUUACGAACUACUUUUGAGCUUGAGGACAACAUUGUACGUACCAAGGUUCGUAACUCAAACAUUUGUAAGCAGGGGACUAACUGUACGUUAGCGUGUGACCUUUUGUAGGCUGAUGAAUUCAUAGAGAAGAAAUGUGCCAUAUAAUAUUAUCAUCAAUCCAUUUCCAACUAGUGUGUGUUUAUGUUGAUGGGUGGUGACCAUCCAGAUACCACUCCAUCAGCUGCAGUGAAACCCUUGUUUAAUCAAUUAAUUUAAGUUAAGCUUAUUUUAAAUAAUACAUCUUACAAUUAAAUAUAUUGUGACCAUAUUCUUUUAAGUAUAUGUUUGUGUGUAUGCAUGUUUCAGAAGGAGUUACUAUGUAUGCAUGCACACAGACUAAAAUUACCGAACUGUAAAUUUCAUCACUCGGUUGACACAGAGAGGGAGAGACAGCAGAUGGACAAGAUAUUGCCCUGAUAAAAAAGUUGAAUUACCAGUAAAAAGUACUGUCAUUCACGUUGAAAAGUAUAUGUAAAAGAGAGAAAAGAAUGAAAGGGUUAAGAUGUGUAAUCUUGGUGUUCAAAUGGUGGGAAUCAGAUGCUACAGGUUUUUGCUUUUCAUUGGCUGGGAGACGAAUAAGUAUUAAAUAAAAGCAUGUUUGUCCACUCGCCAUCAACUUGGAAUUCAACAAUUGUUCAGCAAACAUCUGGAGUUUUUCAGUUUUAGUCUGGCUAUUAUUCUAUCACCUGUAGCUAUUAUUUCUUUCAUUUUUUGUACUAUUUUCUACUGUCUAUACCAUUCAUGUACUUGAUUAGCACAAGUAAACCAUAACUUCUUUUAUCUUCAAUGAUAAAAAAAUCCAUUUAUUCAUGCAAGACAAUAUAACUCAUAACUCUUUACUAUCUUUUAAAGAAAAAAUAGUUAUUUCUUACUCUUGUUUUUAUUUCUGCAUACACAAAUAAAAGUUAUCAGAUGA
This is a messenger RNA of Pomacea canaliculata, 2836 nucleotides long. RefSeq names its product poly(ADP-ribose) glycohydrolase ARH3-like. Gene Ontology annotation, cellular component: nucleus; mitochondrion. The record is from RefSeq and is a predicted model, not a curated record. The transcript has 7 exons. Lineage: Eukaryota; Metazoa; Mollusca; Gastropoda; Architaenioglossa; Ampullariidae. The coding region runs from base 118 to 1227 and encodes 369 amino acids.